Messenger RNA from Adineta steineri, 612 nucleotides. The record is from the annotation of a GenBank genome assembly. NCBI's taxonomy places the organism in Eukaryota, Metazoa, Rotifera, Eurotatoria, Adinetida, Adinetidae.
AUGUCUUGUCCUGUGAUAUUUCUUGAUCCAAGUGGAAAUUCAAUCUUCGUGAUGCAAGUUCAAACAGAUCAACAAACUAAACAAGUGGAUAUGAGUACAAUUACACAUUCUCACGGUUGUAUUCCUCUUGAACGACGACUUGACCUUCUUACACAAGCACCAAUUCAUCAAGAUAUAACUCAAUCAUUUUGUGACAUUUUGGAGGAAGUUGAGACUACAAUACCAUUUCAAAAUAUACAUAAUGGCAUACGUCAUACAAAAGUGGCUAUUUUGGUUAUUGAUGGUUCGAUUGUUCUUGGUGAUGAUUUGGCAACAGUAUCAGAUGAAUUCAAACGACGUGAUAUUAUUUUAAUCGUUGUUGCUGAAGUCACACCUCAUUAUGAUAUUUGGAAUUUUUAUUAUGAAUUAGCUCGUAGUACAGGUGGUGAAUACAUGUUAUUUGAAGAUGUAUCGAGUAUGUGGUCAAGUGUUAUCAAACCAUUGAUUCUUAGAGUAGAUGCAGAUCUUCAAAUGGAUUUAGGAAAUAUGCCAACUAACACAAGUGUUACUGAUGAUCAAAAUGAAAUAACAGAUGGUGUUGGAGAUUUGCCUUUUGAUCAUGCUCUAUAUUAA